CUUAUGGCCAGAUUUUCCCUAGAACUUACCAUUUUAUAGCACUGUUCAGACUAUACUCUCACUGAUUUCAGUUGCAGCUCUGAGGGCUUAGCACUUCUGCAGCUCAGACCCCUUCUGUUUCAAUGUUCCUAUAACCUUUUUCUGAAAUGCCCAUGAUAUGUUUGUCAGACUUUGAAGCUUAUGCUAAGAAGCAUCUGCCCAAGAGCACAUGGGACUUUUUUGCAGGUGGAGCUGAUGAGUGUUGCACCCGAGAUGACAACCUCCUGGCAUAUAAGAGAAUCCACUUCCGGCCACGCAUGUUGCGGGGUAUGUCUGUGAUAGACACUAGGACUAUGCUUCUAGGUACUGAAAUCAGCUUCCCUGUGGGGAUUGCCCCCACUUCGUUCCACCGGCUGGCUUGGCCUGAUGGAGAGAAGAGCACAGCAAGAGCUGCUGAAGCCAUGAACACCUGUUACAUCACCAGCACAUUCUCCACCUGCGCCGUGGAGGAGAUUGCUGCAGCCGCACCCAAUGGCUUCCGAUGGUUCCAGCUGUACAUUCAUUGCAACAGGGCACUCUCAGAGGGGCUGGUCCGACGUGUAGAAGCCGCGGGUUUUCAAGGCCUGGUGCUCACUGCCGAUCUUCCCUACACUGGGAAGAGACGAGACGACAUCCGCAACAACUUCCAGCUCCCACCACACAUGACAGUGAAGAACUUUGAAGGAGUCUUUGAGGAAGAGAGUUGUUCUGUGUAUGGCCUCCCGUCUAAUUCCAUAGACCCUUCUAUAAACUGGAAUGACAUCUAUUGGCUGCAGAGCCUGACUCGCUUGCCUAUCAUUGUCAAGGGAAUUUUGACUAAGGAAGAUGCAGAUCUGGCAGUGAGACAUGGAGUUAAGGGGAUUAUCGUAUCCAACCAUGGUGGAAGGCAGCUGGAUGGAGGACCUGCCACUAUUGAUGCUCUGAUUGAAAUUGUAGACACAGUGCAAGGUAGAGCUGAAGUUUAUUUGGACGGUGGAAUACGAACAGGAAGUGAUGUAUUAAAGGCACUGGCACUCGGAGCAAAAUGUGUCUUCCUUGGAAGGCCAGCUUUAUGGGGUCUGACCUACAAGGGCGAAGAAGGGCUUCGAGAAGUUUUGCAGAUUUUACAUGAUGAAUUUCGUUUGUCAAUGGCCCUGGCUGGCUGUCACAAUGUCUCAGGAAUCGGCCGAAACCUGGUUCAGUUCUCCAAGUUGUAAAUGGCUCAAGCAAUGCCUACUAACCAGAUAAAUGGAAGCAGCUCCUGAUAACUAUCAAAGCUUUGAGUGUCCUCCGUAACAGACUCCCAGCUGUUCCACUGUCCCCCAACAAGCACCCCAGUUCCCCUUAAGCUGUUGAAUUCCACCCCCUAUGCUACAGGAUUAUUCCGAUUUUACAGAAACCGGUUAUUUAAAACAGAUUGUAUAAAGUCGAGU
Mauremys reevesii (Reeves's turtle) is the source of this 1430-nucleotide messenger RNA. It is a transcript of the gene HAO2, whose product is annotated as hydroxyacid oxidase 2. The coding region runs from base 147 to 1214 and encodes 355 amino acids. The record is from RefSeq and is a predicted model, not a curated record. The transcript is spliced from 8 exons. NCBI's taxonomy places the organism in Eukaryota, Metazoa, Chordata, Testudines, Geoemydidae. Gene Ontology annotation, molecular function: FMN binding; oxidoreductase activity.